UCUUUCAUCACUAAAUACUGACGUAGGUGCAAAACCUGGAAAAUUUUAAGGUGAAGUGAAAAUUGCAAAAAAAAAACACAAAAAAAAGAUAAACCAUUUGGCAAUUAAUUUGACAAUUUAAGUGCUGAUAAAUAUGAACAUGUAUAACGGACAGGUAAAUAGUGGUUAUAUGGGUGGCGCAUCAGCCGGUGGCAUGCCAAACAAUCGCAUGGGCGCUGGCGGCGGCGGUGCUGGAAUGUUCCAGCGCAAUCGUUCCGCCCCAUACAUUCGUGGCGGACCCGGCGCCGGCGCUGGCGCAGGCGGCGUUGGUGGAUUCAAUAGUGGUCGCAUGAAUAUGGGCGGACAAGGCAGUAUACGCAAUGAUUACGGUGGGCAGAACAGCAAUCGCACAUCCACUCAUGGCGCCCACUUGCCGGCCAUCGUUUGGGCCGAGGUCUCGCUGACUCCGUUCCGUAAGAACUUUUACAAACCGUGCGAUUCCGUUCUGGCACGCACCAAGGGCGAAACGGACAGUUUCUUGAGCACCAAUGAGAUUACGAUCAAAGGCCAAGAAGUGCCGACGCCCAGCAUUGAGUUUGAGGAGGGCGGCUUUCCCGACUACGUAAUGAAUGAGAUACGCAAACAGGGCUUCACGAAGCCGACAGCCAUUCAGGCACAGGGCAUGCCCAUCGCGUUGAGUGGACGCGAUCUGGUUGCUGUGGCCCAGACCGGUUCCGGCAAAACACUGGCCUAUGUGCUGCCCGCCGUUGUGCAUAUUAAUAAUCAGCCGCGUUUGGAGCGCGGAGACGGACCCAUCGCUCUCGUGUUGGCGCCCACACGCGAAUUGGCCCAACAAAUUCAGGCGGUGGCCAGUGAGUUUGGCUCGAAUACGCAGGUGCGGAAUACUUGCAUUUUCGGUGGCGCCCCCAAGGGACAGCAGGCGCGUGAUUUGGAGCGUGGUGUGGAGAUUGUGAUAGCGACACCGGGACGACUUAUUGAUUUCCUAGAACGCGGCACCACCUCACUGAAACGCUGCACCUACCUGGUGCUCGAUGAGGCCGAUCGAAUGCUAGACAUGGGCUUCGAGCCGCAGAUCCGCAAGAUUAUGCAACAGAUACGCCCGGAUCGCCAGGUAUUGAUGUGGUCCGCCACCUGGCCCAAGGAGGUACGCCAACUAGCCGAGGAAUUCCUGAACAAUUACAUACAGGUCAAUAUUGGUUCUCUGUCGCUGAGUGCCAAUCACAAUAUACUCCAGAUUGUCGAUGUGUGCGAUGAGUCGGAGAAGAUUGCCAAACUGGUACAGCUACUGACACAGAUCUCUGGCGAGAACGAGACCAAGACCAUCAUCUUUGUGGAGACCAAGAAGCGUGUGGAUGAAAUAACGCGCAAUAUAUCACGUCAGGGUUGGCGCGCAUGCGCCAUCCAUGGCGAUAAGUCGCAGCAGGAGCGCGACUUUGUGCUGUCCAGUUUCCGCAAUGGACGCCAUUCGAUAUUGGUGGCCACCGAUGUGGCCGCACGCGGAUUGGACGUUGACGAUGUCAAGUUUGUUAUCAAUUAUGAUUAUCCUUCGAACUCGGAGGAUUACGUUCACCGAAUCGGACGUACCGGACGCUCCAAUAAUACGGGCACGGCCUACACCUUGUUUACGCACUCCAAUGCCAACAAGGCAAAUGAUUUGAUCCAGGUGCUGCGCGAGGCUAAUCAGACCAUUAAUCCCAAGUUGCUGAACAUGGCCGCCAGCGGUGGCUAUCAGAAGCGCGGCGGCAUGGGUGGCUAUCGUGGCAAUAGUGGUGGCUAUCAGGGACGCAACCAGCAAAUGGGUGGCAACAACAACUAUCGCAACCAAAAUCAGAACAACAAUAUGCAUCGAAAUAGUAACCCCAACACUGGCGGCUACAAUCCAGGCGGCGGUCAGCCACGUUACGAUCAGAAGCCGCAGCAGCGCUCAUCGCCACCAGUCUCAGGCACAGGCUAUCGUCCGCCAUAUCAACAGCAGCAGCAGCAACAGCAGCAGCAGCAGCAGCAAUCGCAACAUCAGCAGCAGAAUGGCGUGCAAUUCUCGCGCUUUAAUCCUAAUGCCGCUUGCUUUGAGCCAAAGACCCCGGCACCGGGAAUGCCAUCGCAGCAGCAACAUCAGCCUCAGCAUUUGGCUGCGGCUCAGGCAGCAGCAGCCGCAGCAGCUGCCGCUGGCUAUGGUUAUGGCAUUGAUCAGAAACGCUCUCGCUUUGCCUUGAACUUUAAUAUGCCGCCGCCACCGAUUCCACUGCAACAGCAACAACAGCAUCAGCAGCACCAGCAGCAACAGCAGCCGCAACAACAGCAUCCACAGCCACAGCCAUCGCAGCCACAGCAGUUGGCGGCUGGUGGUGCCGCUUCUCUGCCACAACAGGCAUACGGACAGUAUAACAGCAUGUCCAGCAGCAUGGCGACGGUGUCCCUAAAUGGAGGCGCACCCAGUUUACCGGCCAACGCCUACCGGUCGCCGUAUGCGAUGCCAUAUGUGAUGCCGCCACCACCAUUACCCGUACAAAACUAAACAGUAUACAGCCAAAUUGUACGAGCUUAAUCUAGAACUGGACCCUUAUGAGUUAGUUGGUCUAGCUAUUUUUAGCUCUAAUGUAAUUUCCUUUCCUACUCAUAACAAACAAAAACACAAAACAAUACGACAAAACACACAUAUUCACUCAGAUAUCAGAAAAUUGAGUAUGUUAACAUUAUUAGAGAGACAAUCUCUAACGUCAGAGACUUGUGUAGAUCUCCUCCGCCCACAUGUUAGCAAUAUAAUAUGGUUUAAACCGGAAUCAAAUACGCUAGCUAAUUUAAUUAAUAUUAUUUCCUUCGCUUCUUUAAUAAUAAUAAUAAUAAUAAUAAAAAUUCGAAAUGUACUAUAUUAGGCAUUGGAUUUAUCUUUCCAGCGCCUAAUCUAGCGUAUUUGAUUUCUAUAACUAUUCUCGAAUAUAGAGUAUUCUAUCUUAAAUAUCAAUGCAAAAUAUUUUGCAAUAAUUUGCAAUGCUCCAAGCAACAAUCGACACUGAAACAAAGCCUAAUUAUUUUAAUUUCUUAGAAUCAAAUGCGUAUUAUAAACUUAAACCAUAUUAUGUGACUAGUCUAAAUGGUUUAGCUGGAACCCACACGACAAUUUUCACUAAAAACAAUAUAAGAAAAAAAAAAAACACUAAAAACAUUGAAUUAAAUAAAUGUAUAAUUCCAUUUAAUGUAAACUACUGAAUUGAUUUACAAAUUAUGAAUAAAGGAGUUAAUUAGACAACA
This is a messenger RNA of Drosophila grimshawi, 3249 nucleotides long. Its product is annotated as DEAD-box ATP-dependent RNA helicase 20. Lineage: Eukaryota; Metazoa; Arthropoda; Insecta; Diptera; Drosophilidae. The transcript is spliced from 4 exons. Bases 134 to 2515 code for a protein of 793 amino acids. The record is from RefSeq and is a predicted model, not a curated record. Gene Ontology annotation, molecular function: RNA binding; ATP binding; RNA helicase activity. Gene Ontology annotation, cellular component: cytoplasm; nucleus; ribonucleoprotein complex.